AGUAGGUAUUUCUCCCUGUGCGUGACAUACGGGACAGGGACCGCUUUCAUUUGUCUUUUCUGUGUUGACUCAAACACACUUUAAAGUGUUUCUGUUUGCAUUUAAUCUGCCAAGUUGUUGUGCAAGGGGCCGCUGAUGAAUUUGGCCUGCACUCGAAAUGACGUUUAUGCAGUUUACAACUUGCAUUGAACAAUAUUCAACUCGUGUGAGUGCACACCGGUGAAGGAUUUCUCCUUUUUAAGCAUGGUAUAUGAGAUUUGAAGAGGGAACAGCUGCUGCACCUGCCUACCUGCUGUGGACACCUACCUGCUGCUCGCGCUGGGCUUCUUGUCUGAACUUAAUGCACUUAUUGAUAAUGAAAGCUGAAUAAAAAACAGCCGAGAAAGGAAGUUAAUUCAGACCAGUUUUUAUUUUUGGACUUAAGAUGGAGUUGACCGGUUGUCUGGCGCUGCUUUUACUAGUUGCGGUGUGUGUGCAGGGUGGCUUCGUGGAGCCUACUCAGCCCGUCACCUCCCUGCGCUCCCUGGCAGAAAGUCAGACUAGGCUCCCCUGUCACUACCAGGCAGAGGGGGAGGAGAAGGUGGUGCAAGUCACCUGGCACAAGGAGCUCCCGGAUGGCAGCAAGGAGCAGAUGAUCACUGCACACUUCACGGACGGCCACACAGAGUUCGGGCGUUACUCCGGCCGGGUGAAGUUUGAGAACACGAACCCCACAGAGAACUCGGCUCUGCUCAUCCCCAGCACAGAGGAGUCAGACGAGGGCAUCUACAUCUGCCAAAUCUCCAGCUUCCCCAAUGGAAACUUUGAGAGGCACAUCGCACUCACCGUUUGGCUUUCACCCAUUGCCUCCCUGGAGCCUGUGUCCCUGGUGGAAGGCCAGUCGUACCGUGUGGCCGCCUCCUGUCGAGCCGUGGGCCGCCCGCUGCCCCGUCUCUCCUGGGACACCGACCUGCCAGGCCAGUCCCAGAACCGUACAAGCGAGGGCGGGUCCGUGUCCAGCUUCUACUCCCUGCACCCCCUGCGCAGCAUGAACGGGAAAAAGCUGGACUGUUUGGUGUGGCAUCCCAGCCUGGAGCAGCCGCGCAGGAUCUCAAAUCGCCUGGUGGUUCAGUACCCCCCAGAUGCCACCAUCUCCGCCGCUACAAGAGACUGGUUUGUGGGUUUGGAGAACGCUGAGCUGGUCUGCGGCAGCGGAGGAUACCCCAAACCUCAGAACAUCACCUGGAUGUGGAGAGGAGGGGCUUUGCCAGACGGGGUGUCUGUGGUUGGAGAAAAACUUGUUUUUGGACGGGCCCUUCGCAUGAAUGACAGUGGGGUCUAUGAGUGUGUGGUCAAGAACAAUGUGGGAGUAGGAAAAACAGAGUAUAUGUUGACAAUAACGGAGGCAUCCCAACGCAAAGGUGUCUCUCCUGUUGACAACCAGCUGCUGAUCAUCAUUGGUGCUUCAGCGGGAGCUUUGGUCCUGGUCCUGGUCAUUGUCGUCCUGCUGGUGAACCGCCACCAUCGACGCAAAAACAAAAGGCUUCAGAUGGAGCUCAGCGAAAAAACGGAGGAAAUUAACAGUUUCUCCAGAAAUUCGUCCUUCAGGAGACUGGACUCUUUCAGCACAGACCCCAGAGUGCAGGCUGACAAUUACUCCCUGCUCAGAGUAAACAGCAGAAUUAGAAGCAGCCAGAUGUCUCUGGACCAACUCCCCUACAGCCACUCCACUCUGGGCAGCAAGUGGGGCCCUCCAGGAGACGUGGAUGAUCUGGGACGCCCCAUUGUCUGGCUCAAUGGUGGAGAGAAGGAAGAGCGCAAGAAGGGGGUGGAGUCAGACCUGAAGACCAGCAACAUGUCACUGGACUCAGGUCUGCCCUCUUCCCUGGUUCCCCUGAAGGCCAAGCAGGACGAUGGUGUGGGCCCCACAGACGUGGACCCCCUCAAAGAGAGAGGCUUCCAAUCUGAAGACUUUCCUCCCGCCCAGGGAGAACAGGAUGACGAAGAAAACGCCUAUCGGCUCUCGAGGGCCCUCCAAACUCACUUCUACUUAAGUGAUGGGGUCCUCAGGCCCAGGGAACACUCCAAUGCCAUCCUGCUGCAGUGCAGAGGACAGAUCAUCUAGAUCAGACUCUCAUCCCCAACAUGAGGAGAGAGAAUGCCUGUGUGAAUUCCUGUGUUGUUCCUUUUUCCUAUCAAAAUUAUUUUUGGGGGCCUCAAUUAGAUAUAGACAGUGAAGAGACAAGAGGAAAUGAGGGGAGACAGAGUGAGAUGGUGAGUGUCAUGCAGCAAAGGUCCUCAGCAAGACACGGACCAGGCACGUUACUGUUCAUAGCCACCAGGGUGCCACAUAAUUGGGAAGUGUUUGAAUAUUUUAGAAGAUCCACUGAGAGUUAGAUGGCCGGUGAGUUCUGCGUUUCACAAACCUUGUAGGCAUGUGAAUGGGGGGAAAAAAAUAAAAUAAAAUUCUCUCCUAGAAUGUGCACAGAAUAAAGGUUCCUGUUACACAAUCUU
Molecule: messenger RNA, 2493 nt
Organism: Micropterus salmoides (largemouth bass)
Lineage: Eukaryota; Metazoa; Chordata; Actinopteri; Centrarchiformes; Centrarchidae
Gene: nectin4b
Product: nectin cell adhesion molecule 4b
Exons: 11
Coding region: 425-2104 (559 amino acids)
Biological process (GO): heterophilic cell-cell adhesion; homophilic cell-cell adhesion
Cellular component (GO): adherens junction
Source: RefSeq, a predicted model, not a curated record